AUGUCAAACUCACGAUCAUCGUCAAGCUCCACAAGCUCCACAAGCUCCAGGCUGUCGUCGAUCGAGAAGAAUCAGAGGUACGAUCUGGAGAGCAUCAACAAGAACCACGCCAACAUGCAGAAGAACUACAAGGACAUCAGGGAGUCGCAAGAUCGUGUGACCAAGCUCGAGGAGCGCGUUCUGCAGCUGGAGACGAUCGUCUCGUCGCUGAGGUCGUCGGAUCCAUCGUCGUCAUCGUCCCAAUCCCAAUCCCAAUCCCAAUCGAAGAAGAUCGUGUACAAGCCGCGGCCGCGUCCGACCGAAUUUCACUCACCUAAACAGCCGAGCACGAACGAAGAGAAGGUGGCGCACAUGCAGCAGCUGUCGGCGAAGCUCCAGCUCGAUCGCUCGGCGCUGAUCGCCUUCAACAAGAAAAACAUGGCGCUACCCGAGAGCGAGAGGCACGUCUGGGAGAAGAGGCUGAAGAAGAAGGACGGCAGCGUCGUCGUCCAGCGGUUGGACAGGAUCGUCGACAACAAGAGCCUGGAUUGUUUGCUUAGGAACGACGCUACGAGGGCCGUGGUCAACAACAUGCUGGUCGACAAAGGCGGACCGGAGCGCAACAUGAAGUCGACGAUCCGCACAACGUACUGGGUGUUUCUCAGAGACGGCAAGCUCACCACGAUCAGCGAACAGUUCAAGGGCGGCGUCGGGACCGAGUACCUGUGGACAGAGGACGCCGCGCUCCGACGGCCGUCCGCCGACUGGAUGAAUGACACGAGGCGCCAAAUGGAUCCGCGCAGGGCCCAUAUCGACCCUCGGACCAUGGCGCUGUGGGUCCCGAAGAAGAACGACGACGACGGCAACGACGGCAACGAAGGCGACAACAACGGCGACAACAACGGCGACAACAACGGCGACAACAACGACGACAACGAGAGCGGGCGUGUCGAUGAACCUGUGCAGAAGGAUGGUGUUGGCGAGGGUGGUGCAGAGAGUGUAGCACAUGGUGCAGAGAGUGUAGCACAAGGUGCAGAGAGUGCGGAGAGUGUGGAAGACGAGUCCAUCGUUGGUCUCAAGCGCGCUUUGGACGCAGCAGUAGCGGGAGACACGUCUUCGGAGUCGGAGUCGGAGUCGGAGUCGGAGUCGGAAUCAGAGUCGGAGUCAGAGUCGGAGUCGGACGCACCCAAGAGACCGCGCAUUAUGUAG
Molecule: messenger RNA, 1188 nt
Organism: Ectocarpus sp. CCAP 1310/34
Lineage: Eukaryota; Phaeophyceae; Ectocarpales; Ectocarpaceae
Source: the annotation of a GenBank genome assembly